GUGCUUUUUGCUCCGGCCGGGCUCAAGUUCCGAUCUGCUGAGAAGCUGGUGGUCGGACCCCGAAUUUUAACGCCAUGGCGCGGUCGAACUUCGGCAAAUGUCAAGCCCUAUUGACCAUCGCAGCCGCGGCCUGGGUCCUUUCCAGUUGGCUGGCCGAAAGCUUUGUGGGCGUCGGGCAGUCGCAGCGUGAGCCCAACCUGUCUGGCAGGCGCAUCUCGGUGACGGGGCAGAGCAAGGAGAUCUUGCGGGACUCAGACGAGUGGAAGGAGUCCUCCAUGAACCGGUGGUGGUGGCAGAGAGAAGGCUUCUUCACCCCGCGGGGCUAUCGCGGCAAUCCCAACUGGAACAUCGAGGACUACAAGAUUGCUUGCCAAGAGGGGCGGCUGAACUGCGUGGAGCAGAUGCUGAUUAAGGAGCUGAAAGGUCGAGGGAUGACCAUUGAGGAGAUCCGUCAAAAGGCCAGUGUCUACGAGUUCGUGGAGGGUCCAAACCAGCCAAAGCUCACCAAGAGGAUGCAAUUCCUGUUGCAGGUGAAGUACCUGUACGAAGGCCGCGACGGGGAGCUGGUGGACUUGGCCGAGGAGAUCGAGAAGUCGCCGCCCUCCUUCAGCUACUCCGGCGAGCCGGGCGCCGACAUCUUCCGCGACUGGGAUUGGGAGGGCAUCGCCCGCUGAGUGGAGCACGAUGACGAGUGAUGGAGCGAAAAUGGGAGAAGAGAGAUAAGC
This is a messenger RNA of Durusdinium trenchii, 725 nucleotides long. Lineage: Eukaryota; Dinophyceae; Suessiales; Symbiodiniaceae. The record is from the annotation of a GenBank genome assembly.